This is a messenger RNA of Loa loa (African eye worm), 1353 nucleotides long. RefSeq lists its product as hypothetical. The record is from RefSeq and is a predicted model, not a curated record. The transcript has 10 exons. Lineage: Eukaryota; Metazoa; Nematoda; Chromadorea; Rhabditida; Onchocercidae. Bases 1 to 1353 code for a protein of 450 amino acids.
AUGACAAAUAUUGUUACAACGGAAAGCGGUGAAAAAUUCACCCUGUUCUUCACUAUACGUAGUCCAUUUUCCAACUUCCAUCCCUGUCGUUUCGCAGUAUUUGAAGAUGUCGGCAGUGGGAAACCGGAAGAAAGAUGGUAUUAUUCCACCGAACAGUACUACAUGUAUCAUAAAGCGCUUUCUGCUGGUGACAAUGAAACAGCGGAGCAAAUAGCGAACGAACGUGAUGCACGGAAAAUCAAAAUGUUUUCACGUAACAUCAAGAAUUUUGAACGCGAAGCAUGGAACAAAAUAAGUAGCGAUGUGAUGAGAAGAGGAAAUUUUGCUAAAUAUACGCAAAAUCCGUUGUUACGGAAGAAGCUUUUUUACACAUACGGCAGUACGCUAGUGGAAUGUUCACCUACAGACCUUGAAUGGGGCAUCGGUUUAGACAUCAAUGAGCCGGAUGCACUGAGUCCAUCUAAAUGGCGAGGGAAAAAUAAACUCGGUCAAAUUUUGACUGAAAUCCGUGAAGAGCUUUUAUUAAAGCCAGAAUAUGCGCAAGAGGUAAGUGAUAUCUUAUCAAUGUUGGAGAAUUUCGACAGCUUCAGCCGGCAGUUUUUCCUUCCUCCAAAACCUCCCGUUCAACAGUGUAGCUGUCCUUCAUCUGGUGAAUAUGAUAGAGAUUACGAUAAAAGACGAAGUUUACCGUCUCCUGCGGAAGUUGAUCGAACAACUGAUGGAAAUCGUGAUAAGCGUUACAGUUUACCGUCAUAUCCAUGUGCAGAACGAUCCGAAAACAUUCCUGAUUCUGGUUCGCGAAAUGUUUCUGUUACAAAAAUAGAAAAUGGCAGUCCUAUAAUACAUCGAGAAGGAUAUCCUCGGCUAGCACGAUCAACUAGAAAACGUAGUUAUCAUCGUUUGCCAAACUACGACCAAGAUUUUAGGCGGCACAGCGAUGAUUCACGGGAUCGCAAAAAGAACGGUUCUCGAUCAGAAAAGAGAAGAGAUGCUUCAAGCAGUAGUAGAUCCCGUUAUGGCACGCAGUCACGCUCUGGCAAGAAUCACAGUAGUUCUGAAAGCGAUCAUGAAUCUAACAGAUUUUUGAAAAGACAGCGGAGAAUUGGGUUAGCUGUUGAUAGCAGUCGCUUGGCUUCAUAUCGACGUCAUCAUAAUUGCGAUGUAAGCUCAUCUAGUAGUGACGAAAGUUCAAGUUCGUCGAGUGAAAUUGAUGUUGAAGUGGUAAAAAAAGCGUUUGAGGAUCCUUUCAAAAGUUUGUUGGAAAGGCUUCGCAAUAAGAAAUGCGGCAUGUGGGAGCAAUAUACUGCAGAAAGUAGUCACGACACUAAUGGAGCAAUCCCAAGUGAUGAUUAA